CGGUGCCCUCAACAAACAUGGCCGCCGCUCUAGCGUCAGACCCGAUGUGGAGGCCGCGCUGCCGCCUGGGAAUCGCGGUCUCGGCGUCACCCGGCGCGGGGCCACGUGACGUGGGAGGUGCCAGAGGCGGCGGGAUUCGCGCAGGCGGAGCAGCGGCGGAGGCCCGAGUGAGGUGGGGGCUGCCCGGUGAGGUUUCCCGACGGGUGCCGGCCUCGCGCGCACGUGCCCGCCUGCUCGCUCUCGCGGUCCAGGGCGCUGCCGCAGGUAGGCAACCCCCUGCGUUUUAUCCUAACCCCAGGGUAUACUGUGGAUCCUGUGACCUUCAAGCUGAAGAAGUGAAGGUGUAAAGAGUGUUGGAACCCAACGUAUGAAAGGAAUAAUGCUGUCAGCAUGUCUGCACACUCUAUGCUCUGUGAACGAAUCGCCAUAGCCAAGGAACUGAUCAAGAGAGCAGAAUCACUUUCCAGAUCAAGAAAAGGUGGCAUCGAAGGUGGUGCCAAGCUGUGCAGCAAACUGAAGGCAGAAUUGAAGUUCUUACAGAAGGUAGAAACUGGGAAAGUAGCUAUUAAGGAGUCCCAUUUACAGAGCACUAACCUCACACACCUAAGAGCCAUCGUGGAAUCGGCAGAAAACCUGGAGGAAGUUGUCAGUGUUCUCCAUGUCUUCGGUUACACAGACUCCUUGGGCGAAAAGCAGACCCUUGUGGUGGACGUCGUUGCAAACGGUGGUCAUACUUGGGUGAAAGCCAUUGGCCGCAAGGCUGAAGCUCUGCAUAACAUUUGGCUGGGCAGGGGCCAGUAUGGUGACAAAAGCAUUAUUGAGCAAGCUGAAGACUUCCUCCAGGCCAGUCACCAGCAACCAGUGCAGUACAGCAACCCUCACAUCAUCUUUGCGUUUUACAACAGUGUCUCUAGCCCCAUGGCCGAGAAGCUGAAAGAAAUGGGGAUAUCUGUGAGGGGAGACAUCGUAGCAGUGAACUCUCUGUUAGAGCAUCCUGAAGAACUCCAGCCCAGUGAGAGUGAAUCAGAUGAUGAGGGCCCCGAACUUUUGCAGGUGACCAGAGUAGACCGAGAAAACAUCCUAGCAAGUGUCGCAUUUCCAACGGAGAUCAAGGUCGACGUGUGCAAGAGAGUCAAUCUGGACAUUACUACUUUAAUCACAUAUGUAUCUGCCCUCAGCUAUGGAGGCUGCCACUUUAUCUUCAGAGAAAAAGUGCUCACUGAACAGGCAGAGCAAGAGAGGAAGGAGCAGGUUCUGCCACAGCUGGAGGCAUUUAUGAAAGACAAGGAGUUGUUUGCUUGUGAAUCUGCCGUCAAGGACUUUCAGUCUAUUCUAGAUACCUUAGGAGGACCCGGAGAGAGAGAGCGGGCUACUAUGCUAAUUAAGCGUGUUAGCGUGGUCCCAGACCAGCCUUCUGAGCGUGCCUUGAAACUAGUGGCCAGUUCAAAAAUCAACAGCCGCUCAUUAACGAUUUUUGGGACGGGAGACACCUUAAAAGCCAUCACAAUGACUGCCAAUAGUGGUUUUGUUAGAGCUGCCAACAAUCAGGGUGUUAAGUUUAGUGUGUUUAUCCAUCAGCCCAGAGCACUUACUGAGAGCAAAGAGGCCCUAGCUACCCCCUUACCAAAAGACUGCACAACUGACAAUGAACACUGAUGAUAUCCUUUAAAUAUUGUCAUGGAAAUAAGUUAUUUAUACCAAAGGCUGUGUCUCCCCAUCUUAAUUGGAAAAAAAAAAUUCUGUAGUAAAAAUAAUACUUAGAACUCUUAAACCAGUCAAAUUGAUUGUGUCUCAUCUAUAAAGUGUGUAACCUAAAGUAGAAAAAGCACAAGAGGCAACCUUAUUUAUCAAACUGGUUACAUUACAUUACAAACUGGUAAUUAGAACAGAAAUACAUCUCUAUAAGGCUUGUAGCUGUAUCAUAAUACUUUGAUUUGUUUGAUUUAGUAGGGCAAUUCCCCUAAUGGUAAUCACAUUUCUUGGACUUGGCUGCAUUGCAUCUUGCAUUAAAUAUCUGGAGAAACCUC
Hippopotamus amphibius kiboko is the source of this 2027-nucleotide messenger RNA. It is a transcript of the gene C4H7orf25, whose product is annotated as chromosome 4 C7orf25 homolog. NCBI's taxonomy places the organism in Eukaryota, Metazoa, Chordata, Mammalia, Artiodactyla, Hippopotamidae. The transcript has 3 exons. Bases 391 to 1656 code for a protein of 421 amino acids. The record is from RefSeq and is a predicted model, not a curated record.